Molecule: messenger RNA, 10022 nt
Organism: Sus scrofa (pig)
Lineage: Eukaryota; Metazoa; Chordata; Mammalia; Artiodactyla; Suidae
Gene: GMPS
Product: guanine monophosphate synthase
Biological process (GO): GMP biosynthetic process
Cellular component (GO): cytosol
Molecular function (GO): ATP binding; GMP synthase (glutamine-hydrolyzing) activity; GMP synthase activity
Source: RefSeq, a predicted model, not a curated record
AGGCACCGAAGGCCCCUCCUCUCGUGGGCAGGCAGGCCAGAGACGGGGAGGUUUCUUUUCCCGGGGGCGGGCCUCAGCGGCGGGGGCGGAACUGAAGGCGGGGCAGGACGCCGAAGUCCCCACCUCCGAAGGCGGGUUUAUUUGGCAGCCGCGGCGGAGGUGGCAGCUUAGCGUAGUUGGCGGCUCAGUUGCCUGGCCGAACAGGCUCUGGCUCCUCCCAGUGGCCGGCCCGGGCGGAAGCAGGAGGCGGGGGCAGCGUGCGCGUUGCUGGUCUCCUCUCCCGCGGCGUAGGGGCCCGCACUCCGCUGCUGCUGGCUGCUGCUAGAUUCGGCGCUUCGCCGGAGACCCGCUCCUUGUGCGCCGCCUGCCAGCCCGCUCCUCUACCAGGCCUCCCCCUCAGUCCCGCCGGUGGCGUCGACCCCACCGGCCCUCUCCCGCCCCGUCUCAUCUCUGGCCGCUGCUGCCGCCGCGGCCCCAGCCCCGAUGGCUCUCUGCAACGGAGACUCCAAGCUGGAGAAUGCUGGAGGAGACCUUAAGGAUGGCCAUCACCACUAUGAAGGAGCUGUUGUCAUUCUGGAUGCGGGUGCUCAGUAUGGGAAAGUCAUAGACCGAAGAGUGCGGGAACUGUUCGUACAGUCUGAAAUCUUCCCCUUGGAAACACCAGCAUUUGCCAUAAAAGAACAAGGAUUCCGUGCUAUUAUCAUCUCUGGAGGACCUAAUUCUGUGUAUGCAGAAGAUGCUCCCUGGUUUGAUCCAGCAAUAUUCACUAUUGGCAAGCCUGUUCUUGGAAUUUGCUAUGGCAUGCAGAUGAUGAAUAAGGUGUUUGGAGGUACUGUACACAAAAAAAGUGUUAGAGAAGAUGGAGUCUUCAGUAUUAGUGUGGAUAACACAUGCUCGUUAUUCAGGGGCCUUCAGAAGGAAGAAAUUGUUUUGCUUACCCACGGAGAUAGUGUAGACAAAGUAGCUGAUGGAUUCAAGGUUGUGGCACGUUCUGGGAACAUUGUAGCAGGUAUAGCAAAUGAAUCUAAAAAAUUAUAUGGAGUGCAGUUCCACCCUGAAGUUGGCCUUACAGAAAAUGGGAAAGUAAUACUGAAGAACUUCCUCUAUGAUAUAGCUGGAUGCAGUGGGACUUUCACUGUGCAGAACAGAGAACUUGAGUGUAUUCGAGAGAUCAAAGAGAGAGUGGGCACAUCCAAAGUUUUGGUUUUACUCAGUGGUGGAGUAGAUUCAACAGUUUGUACAGCUUUGUUGAAUCGUGCUUUGAACCAAGAUCAAGUCAUUGCUGUGCACAUCGAUAAUGGCUUUAUGAGAAAAAGAGAAAGUCAGUCUGUUGAAGAGGCCCUCAAAAAGCUUGGAAUUCAAGUCAAAGUGAUAAAUGCUGCUCAUUCUUUCUACAAUGGAACAACAACUCUACCAAUAUCAGAUGAAGACAGAACUCCACGAAAAAGAAUUAGCAAAACUUUAAAUAUGACUACGAGUCCUGAGGAGAAAAGAAAAAUCAUUGGGGAUACUUUUGUUAAGAUUGCCAAUGAAGUAAUUGGAGAAAUGAACUUGAAACCAGAGGAGGUUUUCCUUGCCCAAGGUACAUUACGGCCUGAUCUAAUUGAAAGUGCAUCCCUUGUUGCAAGUGGCAAAGCUGAACUCAUCAAAACCCAUCACAACGACACAGAGCUUAUCAGAAAGUUGAGAGAGGAGGGAAAAGUAAUAGAACCUCUGAAAGAUUUUCAUAAAGAUGAAGUAAGAAUCUUAGGCAGAGAACUUGGACUUCCAGAAGAGUUAGUUUCUAGACAUCCAUUUCCAGGUCCUGGCCUGGCAAUAAGGGUUAUAUGUGCUGAAGAACCUUAUAUUUGUAAGGAUUUUCCUGAAACCAACAAUAUUUUGAAAAUAGUAGCUGAUUUUUCUGCAAGUGUUAAAAAGCCACAUACACUAUUACAAAGAGUCAAAGCCUGCACGACUGAAGAGGAUCAAGAGAAGCUGAUGCAGAUUACAAGUCUGCAUUCACUGAAUGCCUUCUUGCUCCCAAUUAAAACUGUGGGUGUGCAGGGUGACUGUCGUUCUUACAGUUACGUGUGUGGAAUCUCCAGUAAAGAUGAGCCUGACUGGGAAUCUCUUAUUUUCCUGGCUAGGCUUAUACCUCGCAUGUGUCACAACAUUAACAGAGUUGUCUAUAUAUUUGGCCCACCAGUGAAAGAACCUCCUACAGAUGUUACUCCCACUUUCUUGACAACAGGGGUGCUGAGCACUUUACGCCAAGCUGAUUUUGAGGCCCAUAACAUUCUCAGGGAAUCUGGGUAUGCUGGGAAAAUCAGCCAGAUGCCAGUGAUUUUGACACCAUUACAUUUUGAUCGGGACCCACUUCAGAAGCAGCCUUCAUGCCAGAGAUCUGUGGUUAUUCGUACUUUUAUUACUAGUGAUUUCAUGACUGGUAUACCUGCAACCCCUGGCAAUGAGAUCCCUGUGGAGGUGGUGUUAAAGAUGGUCACUGAGAUUAAGAAGAUUCCUGGUAUUUCUCGAAUUAUGUAUGACUUAACAUCAAAGCCCCCAGGAACUACUGAGUGGGAGUAAUAAACUUGUUCUGCUAAAGUACCGUGUGCAGUUUAAAUUGAUUAGAAACCUUUCCCAGUAUUGACAUGCAGUACUGUCAAAAGAGUUACUGGAGCAACUACUUCACAUCUGAGUUCUCUGCAGCAAAAAUCUAUGGCUUAAGAGCUGAGUUGGGGAUAACUAAAAGGGACUGAAGAGUUUGUACGGGUAUAAUCAAAGCACCAUUGCCUACACUCAGACUGACACUGCUUUUGCCUUUUGCCUUUGCCUCUGCCUCACUUGUUAUUUAUGUAUAAACUCGCUGUUACUAUUGAUGUCUCUGUCAAUGAAGAUGUAUGAAGGUAGGUAAGUUUGGGGGCUAGUAAUGGACUUCUGUCCCCUUGCCAGUUUCUAAGAGAUGUUGGAAACAUCUGCUGUUUACCAGUGUGACUUAGUAUGUAUAACUUUUGGAGAAUCUGAGUUUCCCUGUAAAUAACCUUAUUCCUCCAAAGAUCUGGGAAGGGGGUCAACAUAUCAGAUAAAGGUAUAGGUGGACUGUUCCAGCCACUUUUGUGGGACACUGGAGCUAUAAAAUGGUAAGCUACUUUAAGAUGGAAAAACACCAGGAAUUUGGUGAAGUACUUUGAAUUUUAUGUCAUCACAGCCAUGGGAAGAAGGGACUAUGAAUAGUCUCAGUUUAAAAUGUUUUCAUGGAGUUCACGUUGUGGCUCAGUGGGUUACCAACCCGACUAGUAUCCAUGAGGAUGCAGAUUUGAUCCCUGGCCUCACUCAGUGGGUUAGGGAUCUGGCAUUGCUAUGAGCUGUGGUGUAGGUCACAGAUGAGGCUCGGAUCCAGCGUUGCAAUGGCUGUGGCAUAGACUGGCAACUGCAGCUCUGAUUUGACCCCUAGCCUGGGAAUUCCCGUAUGUCACAUGUGGGGCUCUAAAGAAAAAGCAAAAAAAAAAAAAGAAAAAGAAAAAGUUUUCAAAUCAUGUUUCAUGUUGCUCACUGUCGACCUGUUCAUUAGUAAGGAGCUUUAUCCUUCAGCCUUAUAUUGCCAACUCUCAUAGACUUGGAAAGGAAGUUUCUGUUCUCUCCCCAGAAAAGGCUGUCUUUGGUCUACCUUAGAUAAAUUUUGAGCAUUUAAUCUUGUUUGGUCAGAAGCAGCUCCAAGAUCACAGAAACCACCAUACAUGCUCACAGCUUACAAAUGCUUGCCUGUGUUUAUAUGAUCUAGUGAAGGAUUGUAAAAUGAGCGCUUAGAUGUAACCUGUGGGUAGGCUUAUUACCCUCUGCUCAAAAGUUGUGACCAGUCUUGGUCUAUGCAAAGUAUUGCCAAACUUUGUACUCCUUUCUACUAACUGUAAGAGAAGAGUCACUAACUGGGAUAAGACUCUGCCACUGAUUUCUAACAGAAUGCUUACAUUCAUGUAAUCACGAUAAAAAUAGAUAGUAUAGAUUUAAAUUCUGCAGCCAUUUCUCUCAAUAUUUUAGCUGAUAUUACUUUAAAAAAUGUUACCGUGUUUUUCUCAUACCAAUUCCAUCUCAGGUUGUUACCUCUAAUUUUCAAGAUCUUUUAUAUUAUCCAAGUAUACAGUUUUGUUUGGGAUUGAAUAUUAGGUAAAACAAUAAAAUUUUGCAUGGCAGAAGUCUUUCAUUCUGGUUGGCCCAGAAGAUAAGAAAGCUAUGUUGCUGGACUAGCAUGGGAAGAGCUCCUGUCUAUUGUUAACAGAUACCUGUAUCUGAAAGAAAGGAGUUUUGACUUGUAUAAAACUUGAAGAAUUCAUUCUCUGUCCUAAUGUUAAAGUACUCAUUAUGGCCUUUUGCAAAGAGGGUACAUUCAUGGUUUAGCCUUAAGAGAUUUGGAGUCAUGUUAUUUUAGAGCUGGAAUAGGAAACUUAUAAAAGGCUUGUAAACAUUUGUGUUUAUAUGAAAAGAAUUCCUCUUCUAGUAGAAGUGUCUUAUGAUUUUGUAUUCAAGGAAUCUAGGAAGAAUAGAUAGUGGGACUUUUUUCUUAAAGUAUUUUCUGUGGGACACAGAGAUAAAGGGCUAGGUGGUCAUAUAAGUUUGAAAAGUGCUGCUCACUUGUUCUGUCUUAGAGAUUUAUGGCAUACAUUAUUUUCAAAGCUCUGGGAAAUUUUGAGGUUAGAAACAAAUGUUAAACUUUUUAAAUGUAAUGUUUUCCUCGCAUUUGCUCACUAAACCCCUUUAUAUAAUCAUUCUUAAAACUGGAAAAGUGGUUUCUCCAAAACACAUCUAGACGUGAUAUAGUUUUUUAAAUUCAGACAUUUCCUAAUCUUCAGUAUCCUCUCUUCUUUCGCAAAGCACUUUUUGCUUUGUGCCAUGUGGUAUUACUCUACCUUCACAGUAUUUCAUCUGAGGACCUGAAAAGAGUCAAGCUUGCAGUUCCAUUUUACAGUUAAGGAGAUAAGCUCAGCUUUAGGUAAUUGUUACCUAAAGAGUUUCAGAAUUAAAUACAGGAUUUCCCAGUUAUUCUUUUCUUUAAGUGAAUUCUGACAUCUAAAGUUAUAUAAAGUUAUGGGAUGGUUUUUUUGUUUUUUGGCUUUUUUUUGUCUUUUGUCUUUUUAGGGCCACCCUCACAGCAUAUGGAGGUUCCCAGGCUAGGGGUCUAAUCAGAGCUGUUGCUGCCAGCCUACGCCAGAGGCACAGCAACACCAGAUCUGAGCUGCAUCUGCAAGAUCCUUAACCCACUGAGUGAGGCCAGGGAUCGAACCCACAACCUAAUGGUUCUUAGUCAGAUUUGUUUCUGCUAUGCUACGAUGGGAACUCCUAAGGGAUGGUUAUUUUUGACUAAGGCUAGAAGAGUGGCUUCCUGUCUAAUAACAUUCAUCAUUGGUCAUCCUUGGCAGCUUAUUACUGUAUUCCACUUAACCACUUGCCUGGGACACCUCUCUGUCUAAUAAAUACAUUUUGUUUCUUUGUGUCUAGCAAGGCAGGUUAGUGAAAGCAUCAUUUAUUCCUAAGAUUGGUAGGCAGCAUGAAAGAAAUUUCAUGAACCAAAUACCUUGUCCCACUUUCAUGGCCCCAUCUGUGAUCAUCAGUUCUAUUGGAAGUAAUAGCUUGGCAUAAUUUCUGGGGGUAGGUCUUUAGAUGUAUCUGGGAGAUAGGGUUACCUGAAUUUUCCCAUCUUUUUGCUGCACCUUUAUCUCUACAUGCGUAUUAGCCAAACAAGCAUUAUAAAGUUUGUUUUCUUGCUGUGUUUGGGCUUAUAUUCUGCUAACCUGUUUUUUUGAGUAAGUUGAAUCAAAUCUAGAGAGACUUUGAGGGCAUUCAGAUUAGGUAAAUAGGACUAUUCAUCUUUAGUGCUUUGUGUCUUGCCUUUAAACUGCUAUGUGAACUUAGUAAAGUCAUUUCUGUUUUUUUACAUGUAAGAUUAGGCAGUCAAACUAUAUUUACAGCAAAUUCAGCCCUAAAUUCUUAUUUUGUAAAUAACAAGAAAAUACAUAGCAGCAGACAAUGUAGAAGUGAGGUAGUUUUUGGUUUUUUUUUGUUUGUUUGUUUUUUUAAAGUGCUUUUAACACCAGUUGUGGCCCAAUCAAAAGUAAAUAUCAAAGCGUAUUGUAAAAUCAGAUAUUAACCACCUUUUUUCCGAGCCUGAGGCAUAGAUCAAAGUUUAACCACUUGAGAGUCUUUUUUCUGUUGUAACCAUGACACUUGGAAGAUAUUCAUUAACAACGUGUUCCUGGUGACAACCUUUUUUUUUCUUUUUAAGAUUUUAAUUUUUUCCAUUGCAGUUGAUUUACAGUGGUGACAAUCUUUACUGUGUGUUUUUGAAAAAGUUGGGAGAGCCUUGAGACCAGUGAAAAGUCUCCUAUACUCAGUUAUAUACAGCAGAUUGUUGGCAGAGCUAGAAUCCAGGCUUUCUGCUCUCUGCAUUGAAGAGGUGAUGCUCCAAAGCCCUUCAAGGCAGGGCUUUAAAGGAAGUUCUCAGUGUAUAAUUGACCAUCAGGGAUAAGUAUACUUCCAAAAUGUUAGUCAUCUUUUUUACAGUGAAUGGGUGAUUAGUUUCUGGAAGUAGAAAUCUCAGAAAUUUUCUGACAUUCUCACGCCCAAUGUUAUUAUACCUCUGUUUUUUCCUACCUUUCUCAACAACUCCCCUUUGCUACUCCCCACCCUUCUCCUGAAUUCUCAUUGGAAUGUGGUGAGAACACACCUUGGCUUUUACCUCAUUGGAUGCUCCUUUCAUUGGCCCCAAUUAGAAUUUAAUAGGGAACUGAAUACAACUUGGAUGUCUCCACUGUUGGAAAGUACCUCUUUGUCCUUAGUAGUGUAACCACACAGGUGAUAUGGGAAACUAGGAAAUCUUUUUCACCAGUUUAGGGCUUUGACAAAUGUAAUGGUGUCAUCCUUGGCUCUUAAAUUUCAAACGUUCCAUUUAAUGACAAGCACCUAACCCUAGUCUUAGGUAUUGAAUAGGCCCAGGUAUAUCACCCAAUUCUUAAUUUUUUCAGUUGUUCUCAACCCUGGAUUCCUGUUAUUGCUACUUGAGAAGUUAAGUGCAUACCACCUAGUCCCCACCAUAAAACCAGUUAAAAUCUUGGUAGGGCCCAGCUGGAAUAAAUUGUUUUUGAGGAAUAUACAUGGCCUCUUUAGUUAUAACUUAAAAUCUUGGUCAAACCUGUAGGUGAGAAGAGAAGGCCAUAGAUAGUGUUUUGCUGAAUAUCUGUAUGGCUAAAUUAGUUCAAAGCUAGGGACCGCACUCUGGAACUGAUUCUACCUAUACAGGUUUUCCCCACUAUCAGAAAGUAGAGCUUUCCUGAGAAACCUUUUCAUAAGCUAAAAUGGCAUAAAACAAGCAGUUACUUUAGGACACAUGUUGCCAAAGAUGCACAAAAUAAAUCCAGAUAAAGCACAGAUGCUCACAGACACAGUUCAAAGCUAUAGCAGAUGCUGAGUAUGUUCCCACGGAAGGAGCUUGGCAGUGCCACUCUUGCUUCCUGGGGUGUGCUCUUCCUCAAUACUAGCCCACUGCAAAAAAAAAAAAAAAAAAGCUGAAUGCUUUUUUUCACUUUUUGUCCUUUUUCAUAAAGGUACAAACCCUUUUCCAGUUUCAGUUUAUAAAUCUAGGAACUGCUGUAGGUCUUUUGCAAAAGUGAAGUGGCAUAAAGAACUUUGAAAAAGGGGAUACGUAUACUGUGUUGUAGGCCAAACACUCCAAGGGCCUGUUUGGGAAUAUUGGGACAGCUCACAUAGAUGUUACUCCCCUUGAGCCUGUGCAGCAAAUACAUAGGCUUCUCUCUCAAACUUUUUUCCUACUUUUGUUUUUCAUCGCAGAGGAGAAAUCCACUUGUGCAGCCAAGUCUCCAAAUCAGACUUUAGCUAGAUUAUGAAACUGAGACUGAGCUAUUACUAUUACUGAGCUGUUAUCUCAGAAAGCCCUCUGGAGCCAUGUCAUUUGGAUAUAAUGCUCUAGAGAGCUAGAGAUUACCUACCUGUAACCUAGUUUCCCUAAAUGAAAAUCUUUUGAGCAGUUCCAUUUUAAUUUACCCAUUUAAGGUCUUUGUUCACUGAUGAAUCCUGUGGCAUCUUUUGGCCUUCUUAAGGACCCCUUGGUAAACAAAGUCAUGAGGCUUUGGGGGUAGUUUGGCUCUUUCUUCAGUAUACUAAAUUCAGUAGCUCCAAAAUUCUGAGUGUUCCAGGAAGCCUGAACCUCAACUAAGCAGAGUAAAUGCCUUUGGAGAGUACAAAUGAUCAAGGUGAGUAAUUUUUUUGUUUUUCACCAUUGUUACACCCUUAUGGUAUUAAAUGGAGAAGUAAAUAUAACCUUUUGAACAGAUUUUUUUAUAGAGAAAUAUUUUGUUAAUCGGAGUAACUAGUAUGGCUGUGAAGUCACUAUGAAUUGUGGUGUAGUGAAAUGUUUCUUGAAUGUUGUGGCAAUGUUGGCAUAAAAUAGCUUUGCUGAAUUAAUGUGAAAUGACUUUAAUGCUUUUUUGUCUUCCACAUAUUUCAUAAAAGAGGAAAUGUCUACUUUUAUAAUUUGUUAUUAAGCUUUAGGGUUCAUGAGAAAGAGAAGCAAGAGCAAGAGGGUAGACACUAUCAGAAAGUGGGAAAUAAGAAAUUGCAUAUGCUGUCAGAGGUUUCUGGAUGAUAAAAUUAAUCUGUUUCUCUUAGUUUUUAUAGGAGGGUGUCAGUGUUUUGCCUAGAGUGUUAACAGUGGACACAGUGGACAUAAAGUUUUGGGUAACUUUAUUUAAAUGAUCAGCUAAAGGUGUUUGUGUUUCUAAAAUUAAAGUCAUAUGUAUGUACACACAGAUACUUAACUUGAUUUCUUGCAUAUUCAUUUAUGUUUGAUCAUAAUUGUUCUUUGUUUUUUAAAAACAUAAAUUACCUGUAUUGAUUUAAUAUACAAGUUGGAUACUUUUCAUUGUUUGGAACAAUGUUAUCAGAGUUGAUCAAACCUGUCAAAGUCAAUAUUUGUGUUAGUGAGUUACCAAUUUGAAGAUGAGAGGAAAUAACCAUUUUCACAAACUGAAUUCAGUAAUUACCAUUAGGUGGCUACAUUGCUCUGAUAGCUGUGACUUUUCAGAUCAUUGACCCUAGUCUGGCCUUCUGCUGUCUGUGAAAACUAUAUUUGGUUCAAAUGUAUUUUGUAAAGUUUUUACAGAAAUAUUACCGAGUUUUUAAUCUUACAUUCACAAAUCUAUCUUUUUAUCUUGAAAUUUUUUUUUCUACUUCUAUCAAUAGCUAUAGUUCACACCACAGCCAAAGUUUUUUGUUUUUUUGUUUUUGCUUUUUUUUGGAGUGUUAGUGAAUUAUUUUAAUGAGUUAUAUACAUCCAGUACUAGGAAAAGCAGCUAGGAAGCCCACUAUUAAACCUCGCUGUUGUCCAAAUUCUGUGUUGAAUUCUAAUUAAAUGCUUUUUAAAAAAAUAUUUCAGGAUGCUAUUCCCAUAUGCAGUUGUAUAUUACUGUUGUUUAAGAAAUACAUAACCUGCCAACACAUAUACUUUAACAGUGUAGAGAAAACUGUACUUCAAAAUUCCCACUUAGUGUGGCUACAUUAAAUAGUGACAAACACGAGAGCCUUUUUUCAAGAUGCCUUUACUUAAUUGCAUUAGGAUAUUGGUACAUGCUCCAAAUAAGAAAAAAAAUAAGUUUCAGUGGACUAAGUAUUUAGCAAAGUGCAAGAAAAUUCCAUGUUCUGGUUCUUUUGGAAAGCAACUUCUAUUGCAUUGUGGAUGGUUAGGAUGUAAUUAAUUGAACUCUUAUUUAUAGUCCUUAUUUUGUGGAGUGCCCGAGUGUACAGUGUGAGAACCAUGGUGUCUCAAUAUUUUAAUUGUUAAUUUUUCUCAGUUUAGUUAUCUUCGAAUGAAAUGUCUAAAAUACACUUUUGUCCUUAAUAUUGAAAGAGUCAUCUUUCUUGGUUUUGACAUUUAAGAAUUGGAGUACUUUGCAAAGAUAUAUAUUAAAAUCUUCCUAGAAGUGUAGAAAUAGAUAUGCCAUAUAUUACAUAAAGCAUAUGUGUGUAGAAUGUGCCUA